AUGGUUUCGAGGAAGGUGGUGGCUACUUUGCUGCUGGUGCACCUGCUGUCCAUGCUGGCUGAGCAGACCCACGGCUUCAUGCCCUUCUUCACCCAGAGUGACUUCCUGAAAAUGCAGGAAAAGGAGAGGAACAAGGCAGGGCAGAAGAAAUCCCUGAGUUCUCUGCAGCAGCURGAGGAGGAAGUUUUCUCCAAGCAAUCUGGUGUGGAUGUCAAYGCAGCCAAGACCUUCCAGCAGGCCCUUCCUGUCAGAGCUUGGCACACCCUAAGGCAGCUGGAAAAAUACCAAGAUGUCCUGGAGAAACUGCUGGCGGAGCUGUUACAGGACACCCCAGACGCUGACUGAUAUCUGCAGGAUCAGAAGAGAAAGCGCUGGAGCUGCUCAAGCUGAAAUACUCCACUUAUGUAAACGAAAUCUGUGAGAGAGAUUAACAAAAUCUGA
Messenger RNA from Malurus melanocephalus (red-backed fairy wren), 441 nucleotides. RefSeq names its product motilin (gene MLN). The transcript is spliced from 4 exons. The coding region runs from base 1 to 345 and encodes 114 amino acids. NCBI's taxonomy places the organism in Eukaryota, Metazoa, Chordata, Aves, Passeriformes, Maluridae. The record is from RefSeq and is a predicted model, not a curated record.